Messenger RNA from Eruca vesicaria subsp. sativa (arugula), 1300 nucleotides. Lineage: Eukaryota; Viridiplantae; Streptophyta; Magnoliopsida; Brassicales; Brassicaceae. The record is from the annotation of a GenBank genome assembly.
GGCGGCUCCAAAUCGCCGAAGGAAAGGUUAAAUAGAGCUGCACAUAUAGAAAAGGCGAGUGGAGAAGGUGUUGACUGCAAUGUGGGAACCAGAAAAGAAACCACUUUUGAUACCAGAGGAAUGGUCUGAUGCAGCAAGUUCUGUUUCCUGCAAUUCGUUAAAACCGGCUGUAGCUUUGGUCUGUGGUCCUAAAGACAGUGGCAAGAGUACAUUCUCCCGUAAUCUUGUUAAAGUUCUUCUCCAAAGAUACAAGAGGGUUGCUUAUUUGGACAUUGAUGUUGGUCAGCCUGAAUUCACUGUACCUGGUUUUCUUUCUCUCACAGUUGUCAAUAAAUCAAUUCUAGACUCGGAUUGGACAGGUCCAUGUAUAAUUGAACCGGAGAGAUAUUUCUUCUAUGGUGAUGAUUCUGCAAAGAGAGAUCCAAAGGCUUAUCUGCAGUUUGUCUAUACCUUGUUUGAUUACUACCAGCUACACUUCUGCAAGUCUAGCGAGAAUAAGACUGAGUUACCUCUUGUCAUUAAUACACCAGGCUGGGUUAAAGGUUUAGGUUAUCAUGUAUUGGUGGACGUAUUGAGAUAUGUUUCUCCCUCCCAUGUUGUGAAAAUCAUGUUGAAAGACCCCACAGAAAGAACUCUCAGCAAGAACCUUCCAUCUGGGUUGUUCUGGUUAGACGGUUAUCAUGAUGAGAUACCUCAUUUGAUAGAGAUUCAAUCUGCUUACAAAGUCAGUUUCAAGCGAACUGCAGCAGAAAAGCAUUUUCGUAGUAUGAUGAGGGAUGCGCGUAUAAUCGCCUACUUCAAGCCUUGCAUUAAAGGAAAAGAAGUAGACACGGACAAAGAGCUAUCCCAUGAACUCGCUUCCCUUGUUCCUUAUGAGGUUCCAGUAUCGAGUGUAACAAUCAGUCAUCUACAUUGCCAGAUCCCAAGUUCAGAAGUGUUUUAUAGUUUGAAUGCAUCCAUCGUUGGCUUGGGGAUUAGCUCGGAGGUGUUUGAAGAUUUGCCUUUAUGCGUUGGUCUUGGAAUCGUGAGGGGUAUAGACAUAGAGAGAGGAAUCUUGUAUGUGAUCACUCCAGUUGCAGAGAAUGUAGUUGAGAAAGUUGAUCUUCUAUGGCAAGGCUACAUUCAGUUACCUACUAGUCUUUUGGGAGUGAAAGAUCACAGGUCUCCUUAUCUUUCCCCCUAUGUCUUAACUUCCACCUAAACUUCAUCUUCUUUUAGAGACUUUUAUUACUCAAUUUUUGCUGUUUGCUACCAUUAUGUAUCAUCAGUUUAUCUAAUACCAAGUUUCAGUUUUGUUUAA